Molecule: messenger RNA, 1206 nt
Organism: Macaca mulatta (Rhesus monkey)
Lineage: Eukaryota; Metazoa; Chordata; Mammalia; Primates; Cercopithecidae
Source: RefSeq, a predicted model, not a curated record
AUGCCGUCCAUGAAGCAUGAAGAUAAUACAGACUGCGAAUCAGCCCUUCUAAGACACAAUCACGACUCCUUCCUUGCACGUCUCCGCCCUAAUAAUUCUGCCACGGUCCCACCUUCUAUCCGCCCCGCGGUGCGAGGCCCCUCGGCCUGCAGGUGGCCAGAGGGAAGCAGGAGGCAGAUCCCCCACCUACGCCGGCCCGGCCUGGGCCCCAGCGCUGGGUGCGGCGGAGCCCUGGGCUCCUGCGGGGACGAGUGUGGUCCCGGGACGCGCGGUGCAGCCAGGUGCGCAGGCGGCAGUGGCAGCCGCGGCGCCCCGCGUCGCACGUGGCAACAGGUGCAGCGCUGUCCCGGCCUGGCGCCGCGGGGCGUGGGGUACGGCCUCGCACGUCAUUCAGGUUCCCGGGACGGCCGCUCCCUGGGGCGGCGGCUGGCCUUGGUCUCCCGCCGCGAGCCGCUGGAGGGGAGCCUUCGGAGGGAGCCGCCGCGGGUUGGGGCGGGAGGCCCGAGUUCGGCUAUUUACAAGUUUCCCGAACUCCCCGCCCUGUUCCACCCCCUGGCGGCCCCGGAGGCGGGGAGGCGGGGAGGCCGGGGCUCCGGGUCCCUCCUGGUAGCCGCCGCAGGGCUGGGGUGGUGCCGCGCCGCGCGCCCCCAGGUGCAGACGCCGCCCCCGAGACCUCCGGGGCGGGUCCGCGGCGACCCCGCCAGCGGUCCAAAGGGCGCCCGCGCUCCCCGCCGCUGCGUCUCUGCUCCCUGGGCGCUUGAAGGAGCUGCGGGUAAGUGCGGGCUGGGGACUGUUCCCGCUGCCCCGCGGCCGGGGUGGAGAGGAGACCGGUCCCCGGGGAGGGGAGGGGGCGUUGCGGGAGCUUGGGGGCUGAAGCUGGGGCGGGUAGGGGGGGAAGGGGGUGGCAGCGCUGGCGGAGCGGAGGCGGGUCUCACGUGGGCCAGCGCAGAGCCUGCGGAAGGGACGGAUGCGGAUCUCGUUGCUGUCACCUUGAAAGUGACCGAGGAGCUUGACGGUGGACUCCUUACGCCGCCCACCCGGGCCCGACGGUCCCAGCCUUCUCGCUGGGUCCCUUCUCAGCGGAAGCAAGCGGGGCCGAGAAAGCGGGUGGAAUAGGGUUGCUGCAGGUCCCAAGACCCCUCCCCGCGCCUCGCUACUUUCUGCAGCUCGUUUGCACUUUUCACGCUCUAGAAAAAUCCACUCUUA